UCAAACAGCUGAUAAGUAAGUGGAAAAAUUUUGGACGGCCUGCUGUUAUUUCACCAUAAAUCUAUGCAAAUUUGGCCAAAAAGCUAAAAAAAUUCGUUCAAAUAACAAUGAACAUUAAACGCUAAACCAUCAACGCCUCUCUCUAUAACUUCUAGUGUACAAUUUUGAACGUUUAAAUCGAGUAAAUUUUAGCUUUUCACAUGGAUAUUUCGGAUUUUAUAUUGGGUGGUUUAGGCUCAGUGGGAGCAACAUUUUUCACCAAUCCCAUUGAAGUCGUCAAAACACGCAUACAAUUACAAGGUGAAUUGGCCGCCCGGGGUACUUACGUGGAGCCAUAUCGUGGUAUAGUAAAUGCUUUUGUAACGGUGGCUAAAAAUGAUGGCUUAACGGGUUUGCAGAAGGGCUUAACACCAGCUUUAUAUUUUCAAUUUAUUAUAAAUUCAUUUCGUUUAAGCAUUUAUAAUAUGGCUUUAAACAAUGGCUGGAUGCACACCAAAUCUGGAGAUGUUUCAUUUGUCAAGGGUAUUUUUUGGGGGGCAGCUGGUGGUGCCAUUGGUUCCUAUUUCUCUAGUCCAUUUUUUAUGAUAAAAACACAACUACAAUCUCAGGCCGCUAAACAAAUUGCUGUCGGCUAUCAGCAUCAACAUACCGGCAUGAUAGAUGCCCUUAAACAAAUCUACAAUAAACGUGGUAUCUUUGGUCUAUGGCGUGGCUCGAUGGCAGCCAUACCACGUGCCGCCAUCGGUUCGGGUGCACAAAUUGCCACUUUUGGCAAAACGAAAUUUUUGCUUAAAGAAUAUGAUCUGGUCACACAGCCUGCACUAAAUUCCUUCUGUUCCGGUCUCAUAGCUGGUUCUAUAAUGUCGGUGGCCAUAACACCGCCCGAUGUCAUUUCCACUAGACUCUAUAAUCAGGGUUGGGAUGAACGUGGUCGCUAUAAUGGUUGGUUGGAUUGUUUUUUGAAAAUAUGCCGUACAGAGGGUAUUUAUGGUUUGUACAAGGGUUUCUGGGCCAAUUACUUGAGAAUAGCUCCACAUUCGACUUUAGUUUUAUUAUUCUUUGAUGAAUUGUUGAUUGUGCGUGACAAGUAUAGAGAAGGCAAGGCUAUGUUACAGUUAAAGUAGUGAGAUAUUAAACCAUACUAAUCAAUAUUAACACAAAACCAUACGAUAUUAGUUUAAAACUAAUAAUAAUGUGCAAUAUGUCUUUUUUCCUAGUUUUUAGCUUAAAAAAAAAUAAUUAUAUAUGUUUUAUUUUCUUUUUAUUAUUAGAAAUGUAAUCAUUUGCCAAUUUUGUUAGUCCAGUUGUAUAAGUACAAAAAAGAAAUUUUUUUUCUAAAAGAAAAUUUUUUUGUAAUCUAAGCGUUUUUAUUUAGUUUUUUUUUUCUUUGUUGCUAUUUUACCUAUGUUUUAUUUAAUUUUUUUUCUUUCUUGUAAAAUAACAA
Molecule: messenger RNA, 1444 nt
Organism: Lucilia cuprina (Australian sheep blowfly)
Lineage: Eukaryota; Metazoa; Arthropoda; Insecta; Diptera; Calliphoridae
Product: solute carrier family 25 member 35-like
Exons: 4
Coding region: 201-1124 (307 amino acids)
Source: RefSeq, a predicted model, not a curated record